UCUAACUACAACAAACACAUACAAUGUUCUGGACAAAAAUGUUAUUGUAGUAAUCGAUGGAGGUUUCUUAUUGCAUCGUGUUGUAUGGCCUUCAACUUCGACGUAUGGAAAUAUCAUAGAAAAUUAUAUAAGCUACGUGAAAAGACACUAUGGAUCUAACUGCAUAGUUGUAUUUGAUGGAUACGCAAAUACCGAAUUAAAUAUUAAAAAUUCAGAAAGACAGCGACGAAAAAAUAUGUAUACGAGUACAAACAUAAUUUUUGAAGAGUCAAUGGAUGUACUAACCACUCAAGAAAAAUUUUUAUCCAACACCGAGAACAAAAUAAGGCUUAUAACAAUGUUGACUGAAAAGUUUUUGACUUCGGGUAUUCUUGUUCAUCAAGCCGAAGAUGACGCUGAUUUACUUAUUGUCAAUACAGCUAUACGAAACACCGACGAUAAUAUCCAAGUAGUGGUCAUAGGAGAGGAUAUUGAUUUACUUAUACUGUUAUUAACAUUAAGUCCUCCAAAAAACACAAUAAUAUUCGAAAAACCGGGUAGAGGAAAAAUAGAAACAAGAUCUUAUGCUGUUGGAAGUUUACAAGAACAUUUUAAAAAUGAGAUUCAAUAUUUUAUGUUUAUCCAUGCGGUGGGUGGAUGUGAUACUACUUCGUCAUUAUUUCAGACAGGCAAAAUAAAACACCUGAAAACAGUUCAAAAACACCCGGAAUUACACGAUUCAUUAUUAAUAUUUAAUAAUGAAUCGUCAUCGCCCGAAGAAAUUGAAUGUGCUGGAGAAAAAUAUCUUUUAGCAUUAUAUAAAGCUCCAGCCCAUAUUACAUCUUUAAAUAAUUUAAGACAUCAUAUUUUUCACAAAACCGCAGCUUCCAACAAAAAACAAGUACAACUAGCUAGACUUCCGCCUACUAUCGAUGCGGCACGAGAACAUUUACAUAGAGUGUAUUUGCAAAUACAGUUGUGGCGUGGUAAUAGAUUAAAUCCACAGAAUUGGGGAUGGAAAGAAGAUAAUGGCAAACUAAAUCCAGUUUUCACGAAAAAGCCACCAGCGCCGGAUACUCUUUUAAAAGUGAUCAGUUGUGCCUGCGCAAAAACAUGUGAACAAAAUUGUAGCUGUCGAAAAGCAGGAUUGCUAUGCUCGGUUAUAUGCAAGCAUUGUCACGGAGGUUCAUGUUUAAAUCAGCAACCGAUCAUAGAUGAUGUAGAAGAGGACCAUAUUGAUGACAACUUUGAGGACAAUAUCGAUGAAAUAUUUUUAAUUGGAAAUCAAAAAGAAGAAACCAACACACCGACAAUAAAAAAAAUUAGACCCACAUAAUAUAAUUAAUAAGGACCCAAAACCCAACACUAUUUUUAUAUUUAACUUCAUAGCUUAUAGUCUGAAAAAAUA
This is a messenger RNA of Rhopalosiphum maidis (corn leaf aphid), 1387 nucleotides long. RefSeq lists its product as uncharacterized. The record is from RefSeq and is a predicted model, not a curated record. NCBI's taxonomy places the organism in Eukaryota, Metazoa, Arthropoda, Insecta, Hemiptera, Aphididae. Bases 236 to 1315 code for a protein of 359 amino acids. The transcript is spliced from 2 exons.